AUGAUUUCUUAAGUUUAGGAUUUGUAUUAACUUAUCUACAACAAACUUGUAAAUAAGGAAUCUCUUGAACCAUCCUUACUCACUAGACUACACACUUAGAUCUUCUUGUAGAAUAUGGAAUAGAAUUGUGAAUUAGAAGAAUUUUACUAUGAUAUUCUAAGAAAACACAUCUAAAGUCAUCAUUCAAUUUCUCCUGAAUAAUUGGAAAUAUUAGUUAAUGUUGUGUAUUAUCUUGGUAUAUUCAUUAAUUAAUAGACACUAUUUACUAAGGCAUUCCAAAUUAUUAAAGAAAAUUUAAUUGAUAAUCAGCCAAUUAUUUAGAAUUCAUUAUAUUUGAACAUCCUUUAAGCUUGCGGCUCAUAAAAGAUCUGUUUAAAACAAGGACAUUAAUUUGUCAACAUAGAUAUCAACAACAAUUAUUUCAAAUCACGAUUUCUUACGCCAUACCUUGAUUCAAUAACCUAAAGAAUACCAAAAGAUCAUAUUAUAUAAUUCAUUGAGAAUGAAUAACAAAAAAUCAAAUCACUCCAUCCUGAAUCAGAGAAUUAUGUAAUAUAAGAGUUGAAAUUCUUCAUUAUUUAGUAAUAACUUAAAACUGUAGAUUUCAAAAAAAAUUCUUAAGAAUUACUUGAUUUAUUCAAUUUUCUUCAAAUUGAAGAUAAAUACCAAUACAAUCUCAAGCAAAAGCUUUCUAAUCUAUAAGACAAGGAUAAUUCUAUCAAUUCUUUUUAUUAAUUAGCAAUCAAAUAUAAAGAAUUUCUUUAGCAAUAUCUUGAUUUAGAAUUUGAGUAAUUCUUUUCAUUGUUUAAAGAGCAACUAAAUAAUAUUUAGAAUUUCUAUUAAAAAGAAAAGCAUAUGUUAAUUGCAUUAAAUGAAAUAAUUGAAGAAUAUUUAAUAAAGCACGAUUGCCUACAAAAUUUGCUUGAAACUUCAGAUGAAAAUAUAGGUUAUUUCUCAUAAUGCAUGAUUUAAUCGAUUGAUCAUUUUAUUAAUUUAAUGAUGGAAAAAUUGUUCAAAUUAGUUUCACCUUACAGAUCUAAUUUUAAUUUAUCUCUUUAAAGAGCAAAAGUUAAUAAAAUGUCUUAAUAUCAUCAUAAAUUAGUGGAUAAAUAUAAAUUAAGAGAAUUGGAAAAAUAUUUAAAGAUAGCUUAAAAUUCAAUCAGCCCUUUAUAUUUACCAUACCCAUAAUUUAUUUCUUAGACUGCUGAAAUAAUCUCAGAUAUUCCACACUAAUUACACCAAUAUUUGCCUAAAGAAGACAAAAAAAGAUAUGAAUUAUCUGUUUAUGGUUAUGCUGAAGUUACAUAUAAAUAAGAUUAUACACUGGUCUUAAAUACAAAAUAAUUGGUUUCUCUGUAUCAUUUGAUCAAUAAUAACCAUAAAUAAAUUGAUGAAUUUAGUUUGAUUCUUUUUUAGAAAUUCGGUUUAAUAAAUGCUGAAGGAAAUAUAAAUAAUGACUGGUAACCAAGUCAUAAAUGUUUGAUAUUAUUUAAGUGA
Messenger RNA from Paramecium octaurelia, 1497 nucleotides. The record is from the annotation of a GenBank genome assembly. Lineage: Eukaryota; Ciliophora; Oligohymenophorea; Peniculida; Parameciidae.